Messenger RNA from Elephantulus edwardii (Cape elephant shrew), 786 nucleotides. It is a transcript of the gene FAM3B, whose product is annotated as family with sequence similarity 3, member B. The coding region runs from base 1 to 786 and encodes 261 amino acids. Lineage: Eukaryota; Metazoa; Chordata; Mammalia; Macroscelidea; Macroscelididae. The transcript has 8 exons. The record is from RefSeq and is a predicted model, not a curated record.
AUGCUACCAUCUCUCCUGAAGUCUGUAAUUGUCCUUAGUGCUGUACAGCUCGUCUGGAGACAAGAUUUCCCCGAGGACUUCACUUUCUACCUGGGAUGCACUUUGAAGGCGCUCUUUCUCUUCUUCAUCUCCCUGUGUGCCUGGUAUUCUGGGUACCUGCUCGCAGAGCUGAUUCCAGAGGUGCAUCUGUCAAACGCUGUCUACAGCAUUCGGAGCAUUGGUGAAAAGCCUGUCAUCAAAGCCCCACCUCCAAAAAGACAGAAAUGUGACCAUUGGACUCCAUGUCCCCCAAACACUUAUGCCUACCGGUUGCUCAGCGGGGGUGGCAAGGACAAGUACGCCAAAAUCUGCUUUGAGGAUGAACUGCUCAUUGGGGAGAAGACUGGAAAUGUCGCAAGAGGAAUAAAUAUUGCCAUUGUCAACUAUGUAACCGGGAAAGUGACAAGCACACAGUUUUUUGAUAUGUAUGAAGGUGAUAACUCUGGACCAAUGACAGCUUUUAUUAAGAAUGCACCUGAGAAAUCCCUGCUCUUCAUGGUGACCCAUGAUGAUGGAAGCAGCAGGCUGAAGGAAGACGCCAAAACUGCCAUUGAAGCACUUGGAAGUAAAGAGAUUAGGAAGAUGAGAUUUCGAUCAAGCUGGGUAUUUCUUGCAGCAAAAGGCUUUGAACUUCCUGCCAAUAUUCAGAGAGAAAAGAUUAACCACUCUGAUAAUGAGAAGAACAGAUAUUCUGGUUGGCCAGCAGAGAUUCAAAUAGAGGGCUGUAUACCACAAGAACCAAGCUAA